Dimorphilus gyrociliatus is the source of this 628-nucleotide messenger RNA. Lineage: Eukaryota; Metazoa; Annelida; Polychaeta; Dinophilidae. The record is from the annotation of a GenBank genome assembly.
ACUUGGAACGAUGAAGCGUUGGUUCGCGCUCCUAAUCGCCGGCGUUUCUUUUUCGACUUUACUUUGCUCGACGCCCGGCUGCCGUUGCGUACCGGGACGUUGGAGCGCGACCGUUUCUUCCACUUCUUACCAAUUUGAUUUGGAACAUGGACGUUCGGCGUCUGGAGGAAAUUCGAUGGACGUAUAUUAUGACUUCGAGGGAAGGAGAAUGGCCAUAAUUUACAAGGGGAGGAGUAGAGCAGUUUUGGAUUUUGGCAAGGGUAUGGCCUACUCGAUAUCAAGCCGGGGCUGCCGAGGACACGGAACUCGGCAAAAAGAGAGGGCAAUGUGUGUUCCAAAGGAAGCCGAGUACUUGGGUAAAGAGACGCUUGUCGGAAACGUUGAGAUAGACUUGUGGAAGUUUCCGGGUGUUAACUCAACCGUUAGAUCAGCUGUGAACAGGGAAAACUGCGUUCCGGUUUUCGAGGAGAUCUUUUACAAGACCAAAGGAUAUGCCGAAGUUGAAUCGAUUAAGUACACGAAUCUGAGCGUGCAGACGAUCGACGAGAACGUUUUCAAACUUCCUGACGAUUGUUCCUAUUUCCCUCCUCGUUUCGGAUCGUCGAAACGCUAUGAUCCAUCUUACUGA